Messenger RNA from Thyridium curvatum, 1017 nucleotides. RefSeq lists its product as uncharacterized. The transcript is spliced from 3 exons. The coding region runs from base 1 to 1017 and encodes 338 amino acids. The record is from RefSeq and is a predicted model, not a curated record. NCBI's taxonomy places the organism in Eukaryota, Fungi, Ascomycota, Sordariomycetes, Thyridiales, Thyridiaceae. Gene Ontology annotation, molecular function: oxidoreductase activity, acting on the CH-OH group of donors, NAD or NADP as acceptor.
AUGUCUUCCUUACCGAAACAUGUUCUCGUCACGGGUGCUACUGGCUUCAUUGGUGCACAUGUUGUCGACCAGUUACUGAGUCGGGGGCUCAAAGUCCGAGGUGCAACCCGGUCACUCGCCAAAGGUCAGGCUAUGGUAGCUGCCCGCCCUAAAUACGCCUCUCAGCUGGAUUUUGUUGAGAUCAAAGACUUUGAGGAGCUUGGUGUCUUCGAAGAUGCCGUCAAGGGAAUUGAUGCGGUCAUUCAUGUCGCCAGUCCUUUUACGUAUGACACGAAAGACAACGAGAAAGAACUCAUCAUUCCAGCUAUCAAUGGCGUGCGAUCGAUUCUCGAUGCUGCAGCAAAAAGCCGUUCUGUUCGCAGGGUGGUGAUCACGUCUUCAUUCGCGGCCGUGAUGGAUGUCGACCGCAAGGCGCCGCCGUAUUUUACUUACUCAGGCCAAGACUGGAACCCUCUGACUUACGAAGAGUCGAUCGACAAAGCGACAAGUGCUGUUAUCGCUUACCGAGGAUCGAAGAAAUUUGCCGAACUUGCGGCCUGGGACUUUGUCCGUGACUUAAAGCCAACCUUUGAUAUCGUUACACUGUGUCCUCCCAUGACUUUCGGUCCGAUUGCACACCCGAUCACAAGUGUAGAGCAGUUGAACGUAUCCAACGCCAUGCUUUGGAACGUGGCUCAAGGCGAGUCACCGCUACCGGUUGCGCGCGUGCCAUUCUGGAUCGAUGUCCGCGAUCUUGCUCAGGCCCAUGUCGAGGCCCUUUUGAGAUCAGAGGCAGGGGGGAAGAGAUUUCUACCUGGUGCGCCGGAGCGGUUCUCAUAUAGCCUGGCUGCCAAGAUCGUCGAAGAUAAUUUCAGUUGGGCCAAAGGCAAGGUUGCUCGGGAGGAACAAGUGAUCGACGAGUCGCACGGCAUCGACGGCGCGACAGCGGCAAAAGAACUUGGUCUCAACUACAAGACGUUCAAACAAACCGUACAAGACCUCGUUACACAGAUUUAUAAGAUGGAAGGCUCAUCAUAG